Molecule: messenger RNA, 650 nt
Organism: Pseudoliparis swirei
Lineage: Eukaryota; Metazoa; Chordata; Actinopteri; Perciformes; Liparidae
Product: pterin-4-alpha-carbinolamine dehydratase 2-like
Exons: 4
Coding region: 33-455 (140 amino acids)
Biological process (GO): tetrahydrobiopterin biosynthetic process
Molecular function (GO): 4-alpha-hydroxytetrahydrobiopterin dehydratase activity
Source: RefSeq, a predicted model, not a curated record
CGCGAGGCACAACGGCAGCGCGCGGGUCGGUUAUGUCUGGGUUAAUGUUUAGCGCGAGGACGAGCAGCUCGUGGCAGCUCGGCCGCCUGCUAAGGCGGAGCAGUGCGCCGCUGCCUCCGCUCCGCAUCAACCACGCGCCGAACAUGUCGUCAGACUCCCACUGGCUCCCACCUGCCGACCGGGACCAGCAGGUGAUGGACCUCAGGGCCUCGGGAUGGGUGGAGGUGGAGGAACGCGACGCCAUCUUCAAAGAGCUUCACUUUAAAACCUUCAAUCAGGCGUUCGGCUUCAUGUCCCGAGUGGCUCUGCAGGCGGAGAAGAUGAACCAUCACCCGGAGUGGUUCAAUGCUUAUAACAAGGUCCAGAUCACCCUGACGACUCACGACUGCGGAGGACUCUCCAAGCGCGACAUCAAAAUGGCGAAGUUCAUCGACAAGAUCGCAAACUCCAUGUAACAUAUUUGCUCUUCGGCCGGAAAGUUCCUCGGCCGUCUCAACUCUGGUGUUUGUCAUUUAAAUAUCAUCCGCUAUUGAGCCAUAGACACCCCCCCCCCCCCCCGUUCCUCUUUUCUUACAACCUGUGAAAGAGAUCCUGCUUUUAUGUUCUCAGCCCAUUUUGUAAGAAGAAAAUAAAACUUUGAUUUUGUGCAA